GGAUACUGUUUGUGGCGCCAAGUAGAGUCAGGUUUCUCCCAGGUGGAGAAACUGCGGAAUUCCUCGGGCUGCGAGUGGACUUUGCGGACGCCGGCCCCGCUACAGCCCUCGGGGCGCUGCGGCCACCAUGUGGAACAGUGGAUUUGACGGAGGCUAUGGGAACACUUCCUACGUAAGUGGUGGCUACACACAGCCCCCAGGGGGGUUUGGCACUCCUGCUGCUUCUCAGGCUGAAAAGAAAUCAAGAGCACGAGCCCAGCACAUUGUCCCUUGUACCAUAUCACAGCUCCUUUCUGCCAGCCUGAUUGAUGAAGUAUUUAAGAUUGGGGAGAUUGAGAUUUCACAGGUUACUAUUGUGGGAAUAAUCCGACAAGCAGAGAAGGCACCAACUAACAUUGUUUACAAAAUAGAUGAUAUGACUGCUGCGCCGAUGGACGUCAGACAGUGGGUGGACACCGAUGACACAAGCAGUGAGAAUACUGUGGUACCACCAGAAACCUAUGUGAAAGUGGCUGGUCAUCUCAGGUCUUUCCAGAACAAAAAGAGCCUGGUGGCAUUCAAGAUCCUUCCUCUAGAGGACAUGAAUGAGUUUACCAUCCAUAUCCUGGAAACUGUCAAUGCCCAUAUGGUACUAAGCCAGUCCGUCAGCCAGCCUUUGGCAGGAAGACCUUCCCUCAGCACUUCUGGAAUAGGGGAUCCAGGAAGCUUUGGGGGAAACAGCUUUGGUGGGCAUAGUCUUAUGCCAGCAAAUGGCCUCACCGUAACCCAGAACCAGGUGCUGAAUUUGAUUAAAGCUUGCCCAAGGCCAGAAGGCAUGAACUUUCAGGAUCUCAAGUCUCAGCUCCACAACCUGAAUGUGUCUGUAAUCAAGCAAGCUGUUGAUUUUCUCAGCAAUGAGGGACACAUCUAUUCCACCGUGGAUGACGACCACUUCAAAUCCACAGAUGCGGAGUAACUCAACAGCUAGUUUUGUUUUCACAAGAGCCUCAACUCUCACCGUGUGUCGAUUUGAUCUAGUGACUGACAAGGUUUUCCGCAGACACUCUCAUGCCUCCUCAAAGUUUCUGCGCCUCAUCUCCUUCCGCUCCCCUUCUCCUUCUGAUGCUCCAGCUGAUACCAAGCAUACUUACCAGUCAACCAGCAAAAACUCACAGGGAUGUUUGGACUUGGUGGAGGGAGGCACAAGAGGAGUCAGGGGAAAAUAUUAUAUAAAAGAGGGUUUGAAAACUUGGGUCUUAACGCUUCCCUCCCUCCGGAAAAAGUGGGCAGGCCUGGGUGUCCUGGGGCCAGCCAGCGAGGCCUCGUUUUGGGGCGGUGGCUUCCAGGAUGCUUCCAGACCAGGCGCCAGGGGUGACUGGACAGGUGUGUGUGUGUGCCUAUCAUAGCAAUACAGCAUGACGCUGAAGAACGUAAGGGAAGAUCAUUAGGUAGAGUGCAAAAUAAACACGUCCUGAUCUCUGGUUAAUGUU
Phascolarctos cinereus (koala) is the source of this 1469-nucleotide messenger RNA. It is a transcript of the gene RPA2, whose product is annotated as replication protein A2. Gene Ontology annotation, molecular function: single-stranded DNA binding. Lineage: Eukaryota; Metazoa; Chordata; Mammalia; Diprotodontia; Phascolarctidae. The record is from RefSeq and is a predicted model, not a curated record. Gene Ontology annotation, cellular component: nucleus; DNA replication factor A complex; chromosome, telomeric region. Gene Ontology annotation, biological process: double-strand break repair via homologous recombination; DNA replication; nucleotide-excision repair.